Messenger RNA from Ramularia collo-cygni, 3219 nucleotides. Its product is annotated as probable glutamate/leucine/phenylalanine/valine dehydrogenases. Bases 1 to 3219 code for a protein of 1072 amino acids. Gene Ontology annotation, cellular component: mitochondrion. Gene Ontology annotation, molecular function: L-glutamate dehydrogenase (NAD+) activity. Lineage: Eukaryota; Fungi; Ascomycota; Dothideomycetes; Mycosphaerellales; Mycosphaerellaceae. The transcript is spliced from 3 exons. The record is from RefSeq and is a predicted model, not a curated record.
AUGGCGGCCCUACCAUCCCACGCCGUCAAUGGCACACACGGCCCCAACGGCACCAAUGGCAGCAUGCAUGCCACCAACAAGCACCUCGACAUCACCACACCGGAACGCAACGGACAGCCGUCACCGCAGCCCACUCACUUGGGCGUGCCCGGCGGCAUUCCUCACCGCAUCCUGCAAGAGAAGGGCUCGGGCUACAUUGCCCCCGAGUUCCAGGGCAAGGCACAGCAGAUGGAGCAAGUCAUGGACGCGGUUGAAGCGCGGGGCUUCAUUCCGGUCGAUUUGGUGGACGCAGAGACAAAGUGGUUCUACAACGAACUUGGCAUCGACGACAUGUACUUUAGCACAGAGGCUGCCGACGCCAUCGUGAGCCAUAUCCACUCGCUCUACGCGGCCAAGGUCGCCGCCUAUGCGAGGGACGACAAGAAGCUCGAGAUCCGCCUCGACAAGGAGGCCAUCGACCACGCUGUCUACAUUGACACCAGCACGCCCGGGAUCAGCCAAGUCGACGGCUCACAGUUCGAGCAGAGACUCGAAAACAAGUACCUUGACAGCAAUAAUCGAGGUCUAGACAGCUACCGCGUCGAGUCCUUCCGCUCUCCAAGCAAGAUCCCUGGCGGCAGUGAACAGACGCUUCGCUGCUACUUCGUGUACCAGUCGAGCUUCAAGAACAAGACGCCUCAUCCGAAGGAAACCAACAUCUCUGAGCUGGGUGACGAGCGUUUUCUUCAAAAGGCAACCCCCAACACCCUCGAGGUCUACCAGAGUAUCAUGGAUGCCGUGGUUCUUAGAACUGGCCCGGUCAUUGACAUGUACGACGUGGUCGGCAGCCGUGAGAAGCGCCUCGUCGUCGGCUUCAAGCAGGGUUCUGCUUUGGGCAUGUUCGCCGCCCUCUCUCACCUCUAUCACUACUACGGAUUGACCUCGUCGAGGAAGUAUGUGGAGCAGUUCAGCAACGGCAUCACCAUCAUGUCCAUCUACCUCCUGCCUGCGCCUAGCGUUAACAUCGCUGCGAAGCACCCUCCCAUCGAGGCAAGCAUUCACCAGAUCAUGAAGGAGGUCUCCCUGCUCUACUGCAUCCCCCAGAACCAGCUGCAGCCUCACUUCAACAGCGGUCGUCUCUCCCUGCAGGAGUCCACAUACGCUCACUGCGUCUGGGUCUUCGUGCAGCACUUCCUCAACCGCUUGGGCAACGAGUACAACACCCUCAAGUCGGUCUUGGACCCCAACAACAGUGUGCACGCCGAAUUGCUUAACAAGCUCAAGAAGCGAUUGCGUACUGAGACAUUCACGGCCGACUACAUUCUCGAGAUUAUUAACACUUAUCCCAAUCUCGUCCGUUCGCUCUACCUCGCCUUUGCAAGCGCGCACUACGUGCAGACUCGUGGUGAGCAGGAUGACUUCCUCCCAACCCUGUCGUACUUGCGGAUGAAGAUCGAGCCCACCCUCACCGAUGAAGAGCUCAAGACCCUCAUCUCCAAGACUGCCAUCAAUGAGCACCACGAGAUUGUCAUGACGGCCUUCCGCGUCUUCAACAAUGCCGUCCUGAAGACCAACUUCUACACUCCUACCAAGGUCGCUCUCAGCUUCCGCUUGGACCCAUCGUUCCUGCCCGUGGAGGAGUACCCACAGCCUCUCUACGGCAUGUUCCUGGUCAUCAGCUCCGAGUUCAGAGGUUUCCACUUGCGCUUCAGAGACAUUGCGCGUGGUGGUAUCCGCAUCGUCAAAUCUAGGAGCAGCGAAGCAUAUGCCAUCAACGCGCGGUCGUUGUUUGAUGAGAACUACAACCUGGCCAACACCCAGCAGCGCAAGAACAAGGAUAUCCCCGAAGGUGGUAGCAAGGGUGUCGUUUUGCUCGAUGUAGCUCACCAAGACAAGACUGAGGUCGCGUUCGAGAAGUACAUUGACAGCAUCAUGGAUCUGUUGCUUCCGCCGACCAGCCCUGGUAUCAAGGACCCCAUCGUKGACCUGCAUGGCAAGCCGGAGAUUCUCUUCAUGGGCCCCGAUGAGAACACUGCCGACCUCGUCAACUGGGCGACCGAGCACGCGAGGGCUAGAGGCGCGCCUUGGUGGAAGUCAUUCUUCACCGGCAAGUCGCCCAAGCUAGGAGGCAUUCCACACGAUGCAUACGGCAUGACCACGCUUAGUGUGCGUGAGUACGUCAAGGGUAUCUACCGAAAGCUCAACCUCGACGAGCGCGAGGUGCUGAAGCUGCAGACUGGUGGUCCCGACGGUGACCUCGGCUCUAAUGAGAUCCUACUCGGCAAUGAGAAGUACUGCGCCAUCGUUGAUGGCUCUGGUGUUCUCGUUGACCCCAACGGCCUCGACCGCGGCGAGCUGCUCCGUCUGGCCAAGGCACGCAAGAUGAUUGCCCACUACGACAUCUCCACCCUCUCCCCUCAAGGCUACCGCGUGUUGGUCGAGGAUGCCGGCAUCACUCUUCCUUCGGGCGAGGUCGUUAACAACGGUACCGCCUUCCGCAACACCUUCCACCUGAGAACCACCGAGAAGAUCGACAUGUUCGUUCCGUGCGGCGGUCGUCCUGAGUCGAUCGACUUCACGAGUGCCAGCAAGCUCAUUUCAGAGGGCAAGUGCACCGUGCCCUACAUUGUCGAAGGUGCCAACCUCUUCAUCACGCAGGAGGCCAAGGUCCGUCUUGAGAAGGCCGGCUGCAUCAUCUUCAAGGACGCAUCCGCCAACAAGGGCGGCGUGACCUCUUCCUCCCUCGAGGUCCUCGCGUCGCUUUCCUUUGACGACGAGAGCUUCCUCGAGAACAUGUGCGUCCACAUCGACGGCACCGUUCCUGCCUUCUACCAGGACUACGUCCGCCAAGUGCAGGCCAAGAUUCAGGAGAACGCGAGACUGGAAUUUGAUGCCAUCUGGCGCGAACACGAGCUUACGGGCGUUCCACGGAGCAUCCUCAGCGAUCAGCUCAGCGUUGCCAUUACCAACAUGGACGAGGAGUUGCAGGGUACCGCGCUCUGGGAGAACGAGAAGUUGCGGCGGAGCGUCUUGAGUGAUGCUUUGCCUCAGCUGCUUCUGCAGAAGAUCGGUCUGGAUAAGAUCCUUGAACGCGUCCCCGACAACUACCUCCGCGCCAUCUUCGGUAGCUUCCUGGCGAGUCGCUUCAUCUACACGAUGGGCAUCUCUGCUAGUCCCGUCAGCUUCUUUGCUUUCAUGAACCAGCGCAUGCUGAAGGUCAACGGCGUCAACGGCGCUUGA